AUGGCAUCAUCAGAAAAUCGGAGCUCAGAUAUCAGGAAAGACACUGUCAAUAACCGAUGGGUCAUCUUCUCUCCCGCCAGAGCUCGUCGUCCUUCCGAUUUCAAAUCCAAAUCUAACCCUAACCCUAACCCUAACCCUAAACCUAACCAAUCUGAAUGCCCAUUUUGCAUCGGCCACGAGCACGAAUGCGCCCCCGAGAUCUUCCGCUUCCCUUCCGAUUCCACCUCCAAUUGGAAACUCAAAGUAAUCCAAAACCUCUACCCAGCUCUCUCCAAAGACAUCCAACUCUCCUCUCUUCCCCAAAACCCAACUCCUACUCCUACUCUCAAUGGGUUUGGUUUUCACGACGUGGUCAUUGAAUCCCCACUUCACUCUCUUCACUUGUCCGAUCUCAGCCCGGUCCACGUCGGUGAUGUCUUGUUGGCUUACAAGAAGAUGAUGUUUGAUGAUGAUUUGAUGAUGAUGCUGAUUUUUGACGAUGUUAUGAUGAUGGUAAAUUUUUUUAAAAUGAAUCUGAUGUUCUGA
This is a messenger RNA of Camellia sinensis, 525 nucleotides long. NCBI's taxonomy places the organism in Eukaryota, Viridiplantae, Streptophyta, Magnoliopsida, Ericales, Theaceae. The record is from RefSeq and is a predicted model, not a curated record.